Molecule: messenger RNA, 5916 nt
Organism: Homo sapiens (human)
Lineage: Eukaryota; Metazoa; Chordata; Mammalia; Primates; Hominidae
Gene: SUCO
Product: SUN domain containing ossification factor
Exons: 23
Coding region: 125-4342 (1405 amino acids)
Biological process (GO): positive regulation of osteoblast differentiation; positive regulation of collagen biosynthetic process; regulation of bone remodeling
Cellular component (GO): rough endoplasmic reticulum membrane; rough endoplasmic reticulum; membrane
Source: RefSeq, marked validated
CCCAAAGUUCGAAACCAACAGAACGAAAAGCAACGAAGCACACUUAAAGUGAGGAACCCGGCAAGCGGCGAAAUUCUUGCUGAAGAGAAGAAAAAGCGAAAGGUUUUCCGCUGCAACCAAUCAGAUGAGAGGAUUCUUGGCACGCCCCUUUCUAUCUACCAAUCAACAUCUAGCUCAAUGGGGCAGUCCAUUGCCACAGGGAAAGGGCUUGGUGCAGCUUCCCUCACAACACACACGUCAUUCUAGGCCAUUCCACGAACUGUGCUCAAAAGAGGAAAACAGUGCAACAGUUCCAAAGCUGAUCAGUCUCGUGGUGAGCAGCGAAACUAUAGACUUCUCUAACAAAACCAUGGAUUCUAGGAGGGACUGGGAAAGAGAAAAACGAAUUCUGGAAGGCAAACUACAACUCCCAAAGGCCCUUGCGCGGACUCAGCGCGCGAGGGACGAAGGGCGGGCGUGGACGAGCCGGUGGCUGCAGCGGCGGCGGUCCCCGGAGUCCUGUGAAGCGCCCCUGUCCGCGCCUCUGUGGGGCCCUCAGAGAGGGCUGCCAGGACGCGAGCCACUGAGGAGCCGCUCAGCCAGCGCCAUAGCCCUUAGGACUAUCGGUCACAUUCUCGCGCUCCUGCUCCGGCUCCUCCAUCUUGGCCUCGGCAGUGGCGGCUGCCGGGAGGAUGUGCCGCCUUCUGGCAGGGGGAAGAAGGAGGAGAAGAUGAAGAAGCACCGGCGGGCCUUGGCCCUGGUCUCCUGCCUCUUUCUGUGCUCUCUGGUCUGGCUUCCCAGCUGGCGUGUAUGUUGUAAAGAGAGUUCUUCAGCUUCAGCGUCAUCAUAUUACUCUCAAGAUGACAACUGCGCACUAGAAAAUGAAGAUGUACAAUUCCAGAAAAAGAAUACAGAGUCAAAAAAGUUAAGUCCACCGGUGGUGGAGACACUCCCUACAGUUGAUUUGCAUGAAGAGUCUUCCAAUGCAGUUGUGGACAGUGAAACUGUUGAAAAUAUUUCCAGCUCAUCUACCUCAGAAAUCACUCCAAUCUCAAAGCUUGAUGAAAUAGAAAAAUCUGGUACUAUUCCGAUAGCCAAACCAAGUGAAACUGAGCAGUCUGAAACUGAUUGUGAUGUUGGUGAGGCCCUUGAUGCUAGUGCUCCAAUUGAACAACCUUCCUUUGUCAGUCCACCUGACAGCCUUGUUGGCCAGCAUAUAGAAAAUGUAUCAUCUUCACAUGGUAAAGGAAAGAUAACAAAAUCAGAAUUUGAAUCAAAAGUUUCAGCAAGUGAACAGGGCGGUGGUGAUCCAAAAUCUGCAUUGAAUGCUUCAGAUAAUUUAAAAAAUGAGAGCUCUGAUUAUACAAAACCAGGAGACAUUGACCCUACAUCAGUAGCAAGUCCCAAAGAUCCAGAAGAUAUACCAACAUUUGAUGAAUGGAAGAAGAAAGUUAUGGAAGUAGAAAAAGAAAAAAGUCAGUCGAUGCAUGCAUCUUCUAAUGGAGGUUCACAUGCCACCAAAAAGGUCCAGAAAAAUCGAAAUAAUUAUGCCUCAGUAGAAUGUGGUGCCAAAAUUCUAGCAGCUAAUCCAGAAGCCAAGAGCACAUCUGCUAUUCUUAUAGAAAAUAUGGAUCUUUACAUGUUGAAUCCUUGCAGCACUAAAAUUUGGUUUGUUAUUGAACUUUGUGAACCAAUUCAAGUAAAACAGCUUGAUAUUGCAAAUUAUGAAUUAUUUUCUUCUACUCCUAAAGAUUUUCUGGUUUCUAUCAGUGACAGAUAUCCAACAAAUAAGUGGAUUAAGCUGGGUACUUUUCAUGGUAGAGAUGAGCGGAAUGUACAGAGUUUCCCUUUAGAUGAACAGAUGUAUGCAAAAUAUGUCAAGGUUGAGUUGCUAUCACAUUUUGGAUCAGAGCACUUUUGUCCAUUAAGCCUUAUAAGGGUAUUUGGCACUAGCAUGGUGGAAGAAUAUGAAGAAAUUGCUGAUUCCCAGUAUCACUCAGAACGCCAGGAACUAUUUGAUGAGGACUAUGAUUAUCCACUGGAUUAUAAUACUGGAGAGGAUAAAUCCUCAAAAAAUCUUCUUGGUUCUGCUACAAAUGCCAUUCUAAAUAUGGUGAAUAUUGCUGCUAAUAUUCUGGGAGCAAAAACUGAAGACCUGACAGAAGGAAAUAAAAGUAUAUCUGAGAAUGCCACUGCCACAGCUGCACCUAAAAUGCCUGAAUCAACUCCUGUUUCAACUCCUGUUCCAUCUCCUGAGUAUGUAACCACUGAAGUACACACACAUGACAUGGAGCCGUCAACACCAGAUACUCCAAAAGAGAGUCCCAUUGUACAGUUAGUUCAAGAGGAGGAAGAGGAGGCAAGUCCAUCUACAGUGACCCUUCUGGGCAGCGGUGAACAGGAAGAUGAAUCAUCACCCUGGUUUGAGUCAGAGACACAAAUAUUUUGCAGUGAACUGACCACAAUUUGUUGUAUUUCUAGUUUUUCAGAAUACAUAUAUAAAUGGUGUUCAGUUAGAGUUGCUCUUUAUCGGCAGCGCAGCCGAACUGCUUUGAGUAAAGGAAAAGAUUAUCUUGUGUUAGCUCAACCACCCUUACUACUUCCUGCGGAAUCAGUAGAUGUUUCAGUAUUGCAACCUCUGAGUGGAGAAUUGGAAAAUACGAAUAUAGAAAGGGAAGCUGAAACUGUUGUUCUGGGUGAUUUAAGUAGUAGUAUGCACCAGGAUGACUUGGUGAAUCACACUGUAGAUGCAGUUGAACUUGAACCAAGCCAUUCUCAAACUCUUUCUCAGUCUCUUCUUUUAGAUAUUACCCCAGAAAUCAAUCCCUUGCCUAAAAUAGAAGUAUCUGAGUCUGUUGAAUAUGAGGCAGGACAUAUACCAUCACCAGUGAUUCCCCAAGAGAGUUCUGUUGAGAUCGAUAAUGAAACAGAACAAAAGUCUGAGAGCUUUAGUUCUAUAGAGAAACCAUCUAUUACCUAUGAAACAAAUAAAGUUAAUGAGUUAAUGGAUAAUAUUAUAAAAGAAGAUGUGAACUCCAUGCAAAUUUUCACAAAGCUGUCUGAAACAAUAGUGCCACCAAUAAAUACAGCCACUGUACCCGACAAUGAAGAUGGGGAAGCCAAAAUGAAUAUAGCUGACACAGCAAAGCAAACUUUGAUUUCUGUUGUGGAUUCUUCUUCAUUACCUGAAGUAAAAGAAGAAGAACAGUCUCCAGAAGAUGCCCUUUUGAGAGGGUUACAGAGGACAGCUACAGAUUUUUAUGCUGAAUUGCAAAAUUCUACAGAUCUAGGAUAUGCUAAUGGAAAUCUUGUACAUGGAUCAAACCAAAAGGAGUCAGUAUUUAUGAGACUUAAUAAUCGUAUUAAAGCCUUAGAAGUUAACAUGUCUCUCAGUGGUCGCUAUCUGGAGGAGCUUAGCCAAAGGUACCGAAAACAAAUGGAAGAAAUGCAAAAGGCUUUCAAUAAAACAAUCGUGAAACUUCAGAAUACUUCAAGAAUAGCAGAGGAGCAGGAUCAGCGGCAAACUGAAGCCAUCCAGUUGCUACAGGCACAGCUGACCAACAUGACACAGCUUGUUUCAAAUUUAUCAGCAACAGUAGCAGAAUUGAAACGGGAGGUUUCAGAUCGACAAAGCUAUCUUGUCAUAUCUUUGGUUCUUUGUGUUGUCUUGGGACUGAUGCUUUGUAUGCAGCGUUGUCGAAAUACUUCUCAAUUUGAUGGAGAUUAUAUUUCAAAACUUCCUAAAAGUAAUCAGUAUCCAAGCCCUAAAAGGUGUUUCUCUUCCUAUGAUGAUAUGAAUUUGAAAAGAAGAACUUCAUUCCCACUCAUGAGAUCCAAGUCUCUACAGUUAACUGGCAAAGAAGUAGACCCAAAUGAUUUGUACAUUGUAGAACCCCUCAAGUUUUCUCCAGAAAAGAAGAAGAAGCGCUGCAAGUACAAAAUUGAAAAAAUUGAGACCAUAAAGCCUGAAGAACCAUUGCACCCCAUAGCCAAUGGCGACAUAAAAGGAAGAAAGCCCUUUACGAACCAGAGAGAUUUUUCUAAUAUGGGAGAAGUUUAUCACUCUUCUUAUAAAGGUCCUCCAUCUGAAGGAAGCUCAGAAACUUCAUCACAGUCAGAAGAGUCCUAUUUUUGUGGCAUUUCAGCUUGCACAAGUCUGUGCAAUGGACAGUCUCAAAAGACAAAAACUGAGAAGAGGGCUUUAAAACGAAGACGAUCUAAAGUCCAAGACCAAGGAAAAUUGAUAAAAACUCUAAUACAGACUAAGUCGGGAUCAUUGCCGAGCCUGCAUGACAUAAUCAAAGGAAACAAAGAGAUCACCGUGGGAACAUUUGGUGUUACAGCAGUCUCGGGACAUAUCUAAAAUUAAUUGAACUUUUCAUACAGAAGACUUUUUUGUUGUUGUUCUUUGAAGAACAGUCUGUAGUAUUUGAAGGGUUUGGGGGAGGGAGAAAAUAUUAAUGGGAAAGGCAUUCAGAAAUUAUGGUUUCUACCUUUUUAAAAAGUAGAUGGGAUUGUGUCAAUCUUGGUUAAUGAGCUACAGUUUUACAAAGCUGAUCACUUCCUAUAAGGACAAUGGUAGACAUUUUAUAAAGAUGUUUUUUCACAAGAUUAAUUACUGGGACAAAAGUAAUUUGGAAGCCCAGUUCCUUAGGUGGGAUAGGAAUGAAAGCCUAAACCUCUUCCUUUAGCUUUGUUCCUAUUUCUUGCACCUUCCCAUAUUUAUGUGCCUUUUGUCUAUUUAUAAUGCCACUGGAAGAGGAGGGAUAACUUUUUCUGUUAUUUGAUUUCUUUUAUAACUUUGUUAGGUUUUUGAAGCUGCAAACACUACAAUGCUUUGAGGGGGUCUGUGCCUGAAGCUCAGGAGUGUGGAUCAGACAGUCUAAAGAUCCUAAAAACUUGCCAACUGGAUCUUUGUUUAGCAAACUCACUGGAAAUGAACACUUAAUGGAAUUUUUAAGUCUGUUCUGUUAGGUAGAUGGUGAUGCUCUUGUUAUUUUCACUUAUUCAGACUGGAUUACUUCUUACUUAGUUACUAACUCAAUGAGGAAAAAUCCCUACAGGAUCUUUUUUUGCAAACAACUGAUAUAUGCAGACAAAUUUUUGACAAAUUCACCUUUUAAACACACUUAACCAUUUGUGAAGGUUUUCUUUAGCUUACAUUUUAAACAUACACAAUAAACACUAAUCCUCCAAACUUUCACUGUUUUUAUUAGUAUGAAUAUAAAAUUUGAAGGUUUGGCCAAUUAGUACAAGUCUCAUGAUAUAAUCACUGCCUGCAUACAUAUGCACAGAUCCAGUUAGUGAGUUUGUCAAGCUUAAUCUAAUUGGUUAAGUCUAAAGAGAUUAUUAUUCCUUGAUGUUUGCUUUGUAUUGGCUACAAAUGUGCAGAGGUAAUACAUAUGUGAUGUCGAUGUCUCUGUCUUUUUUUUUGUCUUUAAAAAAUAAUUGGCAGCAACUGUAUUUGAAUAAAAUGAUUUCUUAGUAUGAUUGUACAGUAAUGAAUGAAAGUGGAACAUGUUUCUUUUUGAAAGGGAGAGAAUUGACCAUUUAUUGUUGUGAUGUUUAAGUUAUAACUUAUUGAGCACUUUUAGUAGUGAUAACUGUUUUUAAACUUGCCUAAUACCUUUCUUGGGUAUUGUUUGUAAUGUGACUUAUUUAACGCCUUUUUUGUUUGUUUAAGUUGCUGCUUUAGGUUAACAGCGUGUUUUAGAAGAUUUAAAUUUCUUUCCUGUCUGCACAAUUAGCUAUUCAGAGCAAGAGGGCCUGAUUUUAUAGAAGCCCCUUGAAAAGAGGUCCAGAUGAGAGCAGAGAUACAGUGAGAAAUUAUGUGAUCUGUGUGUUGUGGGAAGAGAAUUUUCAAUAUGUAACUACGGAGCUGUAGUGCCAUUAGAAACUGUGAAUUUCCAAAUAAAUCUGAACACUUGUCUUUAUUAA